Messenger RNA from Diospyros lotus (date-plum), 694 nucleotides. RefSeq lists its product as uncharacterized. The transcript has 3 exons. NCBI's taxonomy places the organism in Eukaryota, Viridiplantae, Streptophyta, Magnoliopsida, Ericales, Ebenaceae. Bases 37 to 579 code for a protein of 180 amino acids. Gene Ontology annotation, biological process: chloroplast organization; positive regulation of DNA-templated transcription. The record is from RefSeq and is a predicted model, not a curated record.
UAGAUUCUGAAGCCUUACAGAAUUGGGAACGCAGAAAUGGGGACAAGGGCUCUCUCUCUGUCACCCUCACACUCACACAAUGGUUUUGUUCCCAGAAUAGGGAUAGCCCAGAACUUGAUGGCCAAACAGGGCGUUAAAAGAACAGCCAAAUUAUGCAGAGUUUCAGCAAAGCUAGAGGAGCAAGAUAAGGAGCCUAAGGAAGACCCCAACAAGAGAAAGCAAUCCUUGUUUGGGGCAGUGACAGAAGCUCUUGAUUUUUCCCAGGUUAGGUCUGCCAAGGAUGGCGAGCUUCUGGAGGAGGCCAGAGAAGCCACCCAAUCCGGCGGCAGGAUGAGCAGAGAACAGUAUGGAGCUCUUAGAAGGAAGAUUGGGGGAACAUACAAGGAUUUCUUUAAAUCUUACAUUGAAGUGGAUGGACAAUAUGUGGAGGAAGGUUGGGUUGACAAAACAUGUAAAAUCUGCAAGAAAGACACGAGAGGGGAAGCCAGACAAGUGGACAAGUUUGGCAGAUACGUUCAUGUGGCUUGCUCGGAACAGUCUAAAUCUGGGAAUUUCUUUACCAGGCUCUUCUCAAUAUGAUGAACCUAAUGCUUGAAAUGUCUUUAUCUUUUGUUUUGUUUUCUUAACUUUUUUUGUAGUGAAUACAUGGAAAAGCAUGAUUUAAUUUAAGAGGAUUGCAAUAUUUGUUGUAUGA